AUGAAGAUUGCCAGAGGCGUCAUCAAUUCCUCGUCCAAAAUCCAGUCAUUCGAUCAUUUGUACUGUUGGGGUUCCAAACCUGCUUCUGGCAAGGUGGUACUUGCCAUUCUCCAACUCCCGUUCUGUCACUUGGAGGAAUUCUUCCUCUCUUACAAUUCGUACGUUCAGGAUUGGGGUGGCUUUAGCGGUGAAAUGAAGGAUGCACUCUCGACUCUCAUCCAUUCACCCACCCUCAAAAUCCUCUCCCUCUAUAUGAUCGACAAUGUACCAAUUACCCUCUUCCUUGGCAUUGUCCACUUCACGCAAUUGCAUCUAAAUCAUGUCUCCCUCAACUACUCUGAUGGCGAGCACCCAAGCUCUCUGACACCGAAGGGAGUGGCGACAACGGCUUCUCAUACAGUGAUUGACUGA
Laccaria bicolor S238N-H82 is the source of this 411-nucleotide messenger RNA. RefSeq lists its product as uncharacterized. The transcript is spliced from 2 exons. The record is from RefSeq and is a predicted model, not a curated record. The coding region runs from base 1 to 411 and encodes 136 amino acids. NCBI's taxonomy places the organism in Eukaryota, Fungi, Basidiomycota, Agaricomycetes, Agaricales, Hydnangiaceae.